CUUUCGACGUGACGUCAGGACAGGAAAUAGCCACGCAAGCCACUGGAAUCAUAACAUUGCAUUUGAAGAGUCUUUACUAACCCUGACAUCAUGGUUUUAGCUUUUUAAUUUCGCUUUUUCUGAUGACGGUUAUUUCCGUUUAUCUCGGAAAAGCGGAAGUUAGAGAAAAACUAAACUAUAUUUGAGCGCACUGCUAGCAAAACAUGUCAUUGGCCGCCGCGAAAGCAGCAACAGCAGCAACUAGCGAUAGCUAGCAAAUGGCUGCUUGGCUGUGAUGUUUGUCACUGAGCGAAAUGACAAGACGACGAGCAAAAUAGUUGUGAAGGUGCUGGGGGCUUGUGUCCUGUACAGGGAAACUGUUAGUUAACAGUAUGUGACACAGUAGCACUCUGCUGACUAAAAAAAGGGGGGUGAGAGUUGGUUUAAAUCAAGAUGCCUCGUCUGGAAGUGCUGGCCAACGUUGCUCUCAGGGUGCCGAGCAUACUGGUGCUAGACCUGCUCUACAAAUGUGACAUUGAAGGUGUAACGGAGCACCUCAAGGCAAAAAAUGAAGACAUGCUCUUCAAAUACAAGUAUGUCAUCUGGAACAUGUAUUACAUUGGGAUUAUGUUCAUGAAGAGCUACAGUACGGUUAUCAAGGAGCAGUGUAUCGUGAUUCUUUGGCCUUCAACAGAUUUGUCUCUGCAAUGACUAGUCAGAUUAUUCUCAGCACACUGUGUGCCUUCUUGAUGAAGACCAAAAAGGUGUGGUUGUUCUCUGCUCACAUGCUCCCCCUGCUGGCUCGACUUUGCGCCACGCCUCAUGCCACGCUGCUAACGGUCAACACUUUCUCCAUGGGCCUGACUGGAGUGGGAAUCGCCGUGUUCCUGCUGUCAAAUAUCUUUGUGCCAUACCGUCUCGCAAGGGCUGCCUACUCUGAGCUGCUUCACCUGGAGGUAAUUGAGCUGUACAGACUUCUGGGUGUGGGAAUCUCUCUGUGGAACCAGUUUGCUGUCCCAGUCCUCUUUAGCGUCUUCUGGUUUAUUCUAUUCAUUGUCCAGCUGUGCUCAGACAUCAUGUCCGCUGGCACCUCAAUAACCCAUCAUGGGAUCAUGUUCUUCCUCCUCACAAGUGUCUCUGAAUGUUGUGCAACACCAUACUCUCUUUUGGGUCUGACCUUCAUGGUGUCCUAUCUGGCUCUGGGGCUGCUCAAUCUAUGCAAGUUUUACCUGGGAGGUUUUGCCGCUGUUCAGAACGAGAAUGUCAUGCACAGAGGUGUGACUGAGGGCGUCACUCUGCUCCUCCUCGCCAUUCAGACAGGCCUGUUGGAUAUGCAAGCACUGCAGCGCACCUUCCUCCUCAGCAUCAUCCUCUUCAUCGUGGUGACCUCAACCCUGCAGUCAAUGAUAGAAAUAACAGAUCCAGUUAUUCUCGCACUGGGUGCAUCACGAAACGGGAGUCUGUGGAAACACUUCCGUGGCCUCAGCAUGUGUUUGCUUCUCCUGGUUUUCCCAGUGUUUAUGGCUUACAAGAUCUCCCAGUUCUUCCACAUGGAUUUCUGGCUCCUCAUACUAGUAUCCAGCUGCAUGCUUACAUCCCUUCAGGUUACAGGCACUAUGCUGAUCUACUCCCUCUUCAUGGUGGAGCUGUUUCGCAGCGACCCAAUUGAGAGCCUGGACGAAGUGAUCUACUGGGUGAACGCUGUCAGCCGUGUGUUGGAGUUUGUUGUGGCACUGUGCGUGGUGGCUUAUGGCACCUGGGAGUCACUCUUUGGAGAGUGGAGCUGGAUGGGUGCCUCCGUCAUUAUCAUCCACUCAUAUUUUAACGUUUGGCUCAGAGCUCAGUCUGGCUGGAGGAGCUUCCUGCUCAGACAGGAAGCAGCUAAGAAGAUCAACUCCCUGCCCAGAGCCACAGCUCAGCAGCUGCAGGAGCACAAUGAUGUGUGCGCCAUCUGCUUUCAGGAAAUGAGCUCUGCCGUGAUCACAUAUUGUGGACAUUUCUUCCAUUCUAACUGCCUCCGCAAAUGGCUGUAUGUUCAGGAGACGUGCCCCAUGUGCCACCAAACGGUACGACCGACACCUCUGGGUCAGAGCCAGGCAUCAGCUGACAGCCCGGCCGCCCCACCUCAGAGAGACGCGGAGCCUGAUCCAGCUGCACCAGAGGGAGAUGAGAAGCUGGAUACAGCAACAGUGCAGGAGACACAGAGCAACAGUGUAACUCCUGAUGACACUGAGCAGCAGGAGGGAAGGGAAAGCUUUGAGAAUGGAGAAAAUAGUGAAGCCCAUCAGGGUCUUCAUUACAGCCCCAGUGGGGACUGUGUUGAAUGUGUCCAUCCAGUGCGUUCAGGGGACCUUUCAAGUUCUCAUACGCCUCAAAAUAAAAAUCCUCCCAACACGCCCAACCAAGCUGAGGAGAGUGGUAAGGACUCCAUACUGCCAUCUACCCUGAAAACUGUUACAACAGAGGGCCAGUCUGCCUCUGAACUAGCAGAGGUUGAGGACAGCAUUCAUUUCAGUCCUAGAUGUGAUGGGACACCUGAAUCAUGGAAGCGCUUCAAUUCACCAGAGGCAAACAAUACAGAGAAAAAUCAAGAGGGAAUCUCAAGUGGAAAAAGACUUGUUGACAGUCCAUCAUCUGUCCAAUCGUGUAAUAAAAACUCAGAACUCUGCACUGAUCGUGCCCAAAGUUAUAAAGAUAGCUGCACAUAUUCAGACUCAGAAAGCCUCAGAGAGGUUGAACCUGCUCCACAGAGCCUUGAGCUCAGCCCACGUAGAAGCACAGACACCAGUGACUGACUGCCCUGUACCAGUGCCUUGAAGGGUAUAAAAGCAUAAUUCUCAAUAAUAGGAAAUUAAAAACAUUUGGCUUCUCUGUGUGAACCAAUAGAUUGGGGGGG
Haplochromis burtoni (Burton's mouthbrooder) is the source of this 2875-nucleotide messenger RNA. RefSeq names its product RING finger protein 145. Gene Ontology annotation, molecular function: ubiquitin protein ligase activity; zinc ion binding. Gene Ontology annotation, cellular component: endomembrane system; endoplasmic reticulum. Lineage: Eukaryota; Metazoa; Chordata; Actinopteri; Cichliformes; Cichlidae. The record is from RefSeq and is a predicted model, not a curated record.